GCAGCUCGGCUUCGGGGGCCGCCAUGUUGUGUGGCCCUUGGGGCGGCCGGGCCAGGCGCCGGGGCCGGGGAUGGCGGCGUCCUCCUCUUCCUCGCCCCCCUCCGCCAACGCCAGCCCCAAUCCUUCCCCCGGCUCGUCCAGCAAGUGGCUCUCUGGGGUGAACGUGGUGCUGAUCAUGGCCUACGGGAGCCUGAUCUUUGUGCUGCUCUUCAUUUUUGUCAAGAGGCAGAUCAUGCGCUUUGCUAUGAAGUCCCGCCGAGGCCCCCAUGUGCCGGUUGGUCAGCAUGCGCCUAAGGGCCUAAAGGAAGAGAUCGACAUCCGACUGUCACGGGUUCAAGACAUCAAGUACGAGCCUCGGCUGUUGUCCUUCAACGACAUCAGGCUGCUUCAGCUGGAGUCGCCUCGAAACCCAUGUUCUUAUAACUACGUGUAUAGAAUGAAGGCCUUGGAUGCCGUUAGAGAAUCAGAUAUCCCAUUCACUGCCGAAGGCCGGCACCCCAAAUCCUUGAUAGGGAAGAAUUUCCGAGCCUACCUAGUGGACCUGCGCAACUCUAGCACCCCCUUCAAAGGCAUCCGCAAGACUUUGAUUGACACUCUCCUGGACGGGUACGACAGCGCCCGCUAUGGCACAGGGACUUUUGGCAAAGCAGAAUUCCUCAAGUACCAGGAAGCUUUGUACGAGCUGGCAGCAAUCAUCAAGGCCCGAGGAGGCGGCAGCCAGCGGCAGCAUCAGUCGGCAGCCAAGGACCUGACCCUCUCGCCCGACAUCUCCGGCCCCACCAUCCAGGUCACCUACCUGCCUUCCAGCCAGAAGAGCAAGCGAGCCAAACACUUUCUGGAGCUCAAGAGCUUCAAGGACAACUACAACACGCUGGAGAGCACCCUGUGACGCCUCCCAAGCCACCCACGCCCCAAAAAGACGAUGACCGGGGGGGGGAUGCGUCACCCCUUCUCUUGUGGCCACGGGGUGCCGUUGUGUU
Molecule: messenger RNA, 980 nt
Organism: Elgaria multicarinata webbii
Lineage: Eukaryota; Metazoa; Chordata; Lepidosauria; Squamata; Anguidae
Gene: LTAP1
Product: chromosome 21 C1orf43 homolog
Exons: 7
Coding region: 71-889 (272 amino acids)
Biological process (GO): phagocytosis
Source: RefSeq, a predicted model, not a curated record